CCCACAUAGGUUUUGAGUUGUCUAAGAAAGUUUAUGAACUUUUGCAAGAGUGGGGAUUAGAGAAAAAGGUUUUCUCUAUCACUUUGGACAAUGCUUCGGCAAAUGAUGUGCUUCAAAAUUCUUUGAGAACUCAACUUAAUCUACAUAAUGGCUUGAUAUGUAGUGGGGAAUUCUUUCACAUUCGUUGUUGUGCGCACAUAUUGAAUUUGAUUGUGGAAGAAGGAUUAAAGGUGUUAGGCAAUACUCUAGAUCAAAUUAGAAAUAGCAUCAAGUAUAUAUUAGGGGGUCAGAGACUAGAACUUUAAAAUUUAAACAAUGUCUUGACAAAUUUGAUGACAUUGAUUAUUCAUGUGGAUUCUGUCUUGAUGUCCCUACACGAUGGAACUCAACAUACUUGAUGCUCAAAGGUGCCUUAAAAUAUCGACGUGUUUUUGGAAGCUUGCCAAUGGUUGAUGAAAGUUACAAAUAUUGUACUUCAGAGGAAUAGUGGGACAGGGCUGAAAAAAUUUGUAGGUUUUUAAUGCCUUUCUAUGAUAUGACAACCUUAAUGUCUGCCACAAGCUAUCCCACAUCAAAUUUGUAUUUCUUACAAGUUUGGAAGAUUCAAAGUUUGUUGAUGGAGAAUGUUAAGGAUGGAGAUGAUUUGAUAAAGAAGAUGGUUGAAUUGAUGAUGGUUAAGUUUCAAAAGUAUUGGGAUGAAUAUAGUGUUGUGCUUGCUUUUGGAGCAAUUUUAGACCCAAGAAUGAAACUACAAACAUUGGCCUACUGCUUUGAUAAGAUUGAUCCUCUUACUUCUGGAUUGAAGUUGGCAAAAAUCAAGGACAAGUUGUACAACCUUUUUGCUGAAUAUAGUAAAAGUUUGCCAACAACAACAUCAACAAAUGUUCUAAAGCGCAAACAAGGACAAUCUUCUUCUUCCUCAUCCGUUUCUCUUCCACAUCUAAGCCUAUUUGAUGAAUUAAAAGAGUGUGAUAGUGAAUUGGGUAAUAGAAUUGGAAAGAAUCAACUUGAGACAUAUUUGGAGGAACCAAAUCUAGGUUUUCGAUUUAUGGAGCACAUGGAUGUCUUGGAAUGGUGGAAAAAUAAUAGUCUAAGAUUUUCUGACCUAUCAAUAAUGGCUAGAGAUCUCUUUAGCAUCCCAAUAACAACUGUGGCAUCAGAAUCUUCUUUUAGCAUUGGGUCUCGGAUCCUUAACAAAUAUAGGAGUCGACUCUUACCCGAGAAUGUCAAAUCCAAUAUUUGCCUUUCUAGUUGGAAGCAUGGUUUUGUUGAGGAAGAUGGAGAAAAUAUUACUUACAAAUAUCUGGUGGUAAAUGAAGGGUCCUCCGGUGUUGCUUCCAAUGUCAUAAGCAUGGAAGAUGAAGAACAAUAGACUACAACCAUGAAGAUGUUUCUAUGUUUUGGACUAUUUUUGAUUUGAACUUUGUUGGUUUGGUGUUUUCGUGUUCUAGACCCCUUUUAUGGACUCUUUUAUGUUGUUAUUGCACUUCAUUCAUAUGAUGUCCAGGACUUGUUUGUUACACUUGUUUAAUGCUCCAAGACUUCGUUUGGUGGACUGUUUUUUAUGUUGUUUAUUGCACUUGUCCAAGUUUUGGUUGAUUGCACUGUUAUAAGAGUCCAACAAUCAUGUUA
Vigna unguiculata (cowpea) is the source of this 1632-nucleotide messenger RNA. RefSeq names its product zinc finger BED domain-containing protein RICESLEEPER 3-like. The record is from RefSeq and is a predicted model, not a curated record. NCBI's taxonomy places the organism in Eukaryota, Viridiplantae, Streptophyta, Magnoliopsida, Fabales, Fabaceae. Gene Ontology annotation, molecular function: DNA binding; protein dimerization activity.